AUGGCGUCUAUGCAGAAGAGGCGCGAGGAGCACGCGCAGUCCGCGGCGCGAAAGGCGGCCAACGAGCUGGCCGAGGCCAGGCGGGACCACCGCGAGGCGGCGCCCGUCAGUCCCCGCGGCGGCGGCGGCAUCCUGGGCAGCGUGCAGGAGAGCGCGCGCUCCAUCCUGGGCGCCGUCCGCGGCACCUUCUCCAGCGACCCCCGGGGCGACGACAGCGCCCCCGGCGGCGCCACGGCCACCGCAGGGAGCUACGACGAUGAGGGGAAGGGGAAAGCCGGGGGCAUGGCGGACGCCGCCACGUGGAAGACCGCGGAGGCGAAGGACUACGCGGUGGAGAAGAAGGAGGGUGCGCGGCAGGCGCUCGCGGGCGAUGCCUUGGGAAGGAAGGGCGAGACGGACGAGUCGGCGUGGCAGCAGGGCCAGGACGUGAUGCGCCGCGCCGCGGAGAAGGCCGAGGAGAUGCAGCGCGCGCGCGAGCCGUCCGAGGCGGAGAAGGGCCGGUCAGCGACGGAGAACAUCUACGGGAAGGCGAAGGGCGCGAUGGGGGCGUUCGGGGAGAAGAUGGUGAUGCCGGAGGACGUGGUGGAGAAGAAGCGGGCCGAGGCGGCCGGCGGAGGUGGCAGGGACCAGGCGGCGGCACCACCGCCGACGAUGGGGAGCAGGGGCGAGGAUGCCGCGGAGGACGUGAUGAUGCGAGUGAAGGCGGCGGACCAUAUGACGGGGCAGGCCUUCAACGACGUCGGCAUGAUGGGCGAGGAGGGCACCGGCAUGCCACGACGGCGCUAA
Molecule: messenger RNA, 786 nt
Organism: Phragmites australis (common reed)
Lineage: Eukaryota; Viridiplantae; Streptophyta; Magnoliopsida; Poales; Poaceae
Product: embryonic protein DC-8-like
Exons: 3
Coding region: 1-786 (261 amino acids)
Source: RefSeq, a predicted model, not a curated record